GCUGGUAAUUUACAUUGCUUCAGUAAUAGCCAGGAUCGGCAAUCCACAGAGGAAACUACAUUAUUACUCGUUCCGAUCACCUCGGCCUCGCAGAUUUCGAACACGUCGAAUCCGAAUACCAUACUCUUAUCAUCACAAAAAUCUAUGAAAUCUGAUGAUUAUCGCUACUACAUUAGUACAGAGGACUAUAGAAUAACGCAAAAUUGGAAGAGGGCUUUAGAGAUGCAAAUUGACGACUGUGGUGGGUACUUAUUUGUCUUGCCUUGAAAAGCACUUUUAGCAAUCUGGGGUGAAUUUGCCUAUCGACCGACACAACUUGUAAUCGAGAAGCCAGUUGAUCCUGUUAAGGAAACACUGAGUCGUGCUGCCGGAGCCCGCCUCUACGAUAAAAUUAGCAUCGCUGGUACGAUAUCUUGUGAUAGGGAUUUAUUGAACUAUACGCCCUCCUGCUGUAUGACAGAUGGGAAUUAUCUAGCAGGACCACCUAAGAAAACUAAACACAGACCAACUCUUCUAGAUCUCUUCCAGAGCAAGCCUUCCUCACCCACCCCAUCGAAUCGCGGUCGAUCCCCUAAUGGAGCGAUUCACAAAUGUAUUAUCGAGCUAGACGAUGAUGAUGGUUUUGGAAGAAUCAAAUCAGAUAAAGAAUCGCCAAGCACCUCUCUGGCAAGAACGAGUACAAGUAGAUCUAUCUUCUACGAUCACUGCCCACACAAUGGCUAUGAUGGUAGCCAAAAGGAAAUAUGGGGUGCCUGUGGACACUCCAUAUGCGCUAAAGGUCAGUCCGGGAAGGAGGCGGAUCGUCUAUAG
Messenger RNA from Cylicostephanus goldi, 810 nucleotides. NCBI's taxonomy places the organism in Eukaryota, Metazoa, Nematoda, Chromadorea, Rhabditida, Strongylidae. The record is from the annotation of a GenBank genome assembly.